UGAAUCCAAAAACAAACAAAUCCAACUCUCACCAAAAAGAAUGACUACAAAACUCAAUCUCCUCUUCACGAUUUUGCUUCUCACACUAACACUCUCUCACUCACGCCCGAGCCGACCCGAAUCAUCAUCAUCAACCGGAUUCUACUCAGAUCAGCUCAAGAAAAACUCCAAAGGUAAAUAUAACAAGAAUGACAAGGGCUAUGGAUCAGGAGGAUACCCUGGCCUUGGAACCGAACCAGCAACCGGUUUUACUUUACCGGGUUCCGGUCCUGGUGGUAGUUACAGCGAACUUAGCGGCGAAAAUAACAAAGGACGUGUGGUGAGACCAACGGUGGUGUGUAAAGAGAAAGGUCAUUGUUACAUGCAACAAGGAGCUGACUUGUCCGGCGAAGUGUUUCAAGUCUUUAAGCAGGAACGUCAAAGUAUACAUUGGUAGUGGUGGAGGCGGUGGUUGCACCAUUGAUUGUAAGAAGUGUGGCUUAUUGUUGAAAUGUGAAUGUCGUGGGAAAUGUUUAUUUAUAUAAUAUAAUAGCAUAUAGUCU
Messenger RNA from Arabidopsis arenosa, 542 nucleotides. Lineage: Eukaryota; Viridiplantae; Streptophyta; Magnoliopsida; Brassicales; Brassicaceae. The record is from the annotation of a GenBank genome assembly.